AUUACAGGCUCUGGGGGGUGGAGGGAGGCUAUUUUUAGAAGCCAGGGUUCUAAAAAUAGCCCAGAGAUGUUUGGAAUUGCGUCACAAGAGGUAAUUUUAUCCCCUGUUUGGCCUGGAGGGCCCCACUUCUCCCCCCUCCUCCCAUGAAGGGGCCGAAUACAAAAGGAGGGAUGGCUGGAGGAUGCAAAGGCGGCAAUUUCAGACCCAGGCAGAGGAAGCAGAAAGAACCAUGACCAUCCUCUGUGAAAGCUGCAACAAACCCAUCAAGAGGACAGAGAACUGCAUCUUGAGAUGCGCUGCUGCUACUUCUGUCUCCAGAAAAGAGCUCAGGAUCCCAAAGCCCUUCAGGUCAACUAAAGGCGCAUCAAAAGCUCGUCGGGAUCUGAUCAAUGCUGAGUUACAGACCCUGCGCUCCCUUCUGCCCAUCUCAGAGCAAGAGAAAGAGCGGCUCUCCUAUCUUCACACCAUGGCUCUGGUCUGCUUCCACAUACGGGAGACUCAACUUUUUCCUCCAGACUCUUUUAAUACCAUGAGACCAGUCCCUCCUCUUACCUCUGCUGCUGCCCUGAUGCAUCCAGAACUGUUGCUUUCGCUCCCAGGAUUUAUCUUGGCUCUCAAUGGAAAUCACAAACUGGCAUAUGUCUCGGAGAAUGUGUCCCACUUUCUUGGUUUUUCUGUGGUUGAACUUCUAGCUCAAGGAGACUCCAUCUUUGACCUCUUGAGCAGCUCAGCAAGCAAAGUCAUGCAAGAGAAACUCUGCUUUGCCCAGCAGCAUCCAGGCACCGAAAUUGAGUUCAUUACUGAAAUGUGCACCUCAAGAGCUUUCCGGAUGAAGUAUAAAAAGAGCCGCUCUAUGCUCAUGCGAGGCAGAUUCAUCAUGUCUGAAACACAGUUGACCCUGUCCUCUCCCGCUUUGACUUUUGUUGCCUUCUGCACUCCGGUUGCACAUGCGUUUGAUGACGAGGACAGUCCGUCCCAGAACUUCGCAUUCCAGAGCAAAUACACACUGGAUAUGAAGACUGCAGAGAUAACUAAGAAUGUUGUCUAUCAUCUCGGUUACCAGAAGGAAGAAUUGAUUGGCCAGUCAUGGUACAAUCUCCUACAUCCUGAAGAUGCUGGAAGAGCUGCAGAGAUGCACAGGGCCCUGAUGCAUGGUGCUGGGAAAGGCACUCAGUCGGUGGUAGUACGCCUUCUCUGCAAAGACCUAAACUGGGCCUGGGCGCAAGUGGUUGCAUCAAAAGAGAAUGGACAAGCUGGAGAACUGAUUACUUGUACCAGCUGGAUCCUCAGAGAAGAAGAAGCCAUCCAUAUCAAAAGCCAAGAUCUUCAGUAUGGAAUAGUUUCUCAACCUUCUUCAAAUCAAAUAUAUUAUUAUGGAGAAGUACAGAACCAGACACAAGGAAAUGAAGGCAACCUCUACCCCCAGGAAACAGCAAAAACGAGGGCUGGGGUCCUCAGGUUUGAUCCCUCGCAAUUUCCUGAAGUCUCUGCAGAAAAGAUGGCCACCGCUUCUUUUGAGCCUUUGUUUCCAACCAACUUGCCUAGCAUGGUUGAUGCAGGCAGCCUACAUUCCUCUCAUGAAACUGGAUGUCCCUUCUUUCCUGAUGGUCUCUCCUGUACAGACCAAAAAGACAGACAGAAGUCUUUGAGCCCUUCUGCUUUAUAUUCUCCAGAAAGUUCAUUUUCUCCCGACAGCAGUUCUUCAAUAGAUUUUUCUCCACUACUUGAAAGAGGACCGUCUUCAGGAACAUUCUCGGAAAUGGAUACAAGCCCUGACCAAGACAAAUGGGCCAUCAGUGUUUUGGCUAAACAAAUACAUUCUCUGGCUGAAAUCUUCUCUCAGUAUACAAAGGAAAGACCUCAGCAACCACUUGACAUUGCUCUGUGGCCUGGGCUGCCAGUUGACCAUACUCACAUGGCACCUAGACAGAGCUGGGGAACGGAUGGCGCUCUAGAUUUCCUUGAUGAAUUCUCUAUGGAUGAAGAAGUCAUUACCAGUAUCUUAAGCAACCUCCUACAUCAUGACGGCUUGAACCAAUCAACUUCUGUGUCAGGCCCAGAAGGCAAUUUUCACGUCUCAAACCCUGAAUCAGAACUUCCUCUACUUCAAGCACCUCAAACAGAAGCAACCCUUUGCUUUGACCAGUGUUCCUUCAUGCCACCUUUUGCUUCCUCUGCAUCAGCUGUUUCACAUGUACCUGAUUCUCAGUGGGAUGGAACGAUUCAUGCCGAACUUGAGCAAGGUAUCUUUCAUGAGGAGGCCAUGUUCUGUUGAUUCUUCAUCUCUCAGUUUGAGAGAGACUCAAUUGACAAUUGUGUGCACAUUUCAAUGACAAGAUCAGAAAGAAUAUGUUGAUCAAUGAAAAGGAAAGAAGGAAGUCUUCAGUUGUGAUAACGGGGAAUGUGAGAAAGAAGUGAUAUACUCAAGCGCCAGUACAAGAUACUUUGCUGUCUGGGGACAAAGACAAGGUGGCAGCUCUUUCCCAUUCCAUAUGGCAGAGAUAACAGACUGCUGAUUGAAUCAAAGAUGACUUCUUACUUCAACAUUAUUCAGAGUAUUUUCUGCAUAGUUUGAAUAACUUACUUUUUUUUGGAUUACAACUCCCACUCUCCUAGCCAUAUUCUGUACUGCCUCUGCUAGCAAAGAGUGGAAUCAUUUAGGGGCAAAGGGCAGGCCCCUUUACACACAGAUCGGCCCCACAAAAUAUCACUGUUGCAGAUAGCUCCAAUGUUUGUCACCCAUUUCCUUGUCUAAUCCCAAAAAAGUAAUCAGGUUGCUGCUGCUAAGGGAGUUAUUCUUGAAGUCAGUGUGGUGGCAAAGCUACAAUAUGUGAACCAUUGUAGGGGGAGCAGGCUCCCUGUGGAAUUUGUAAAUAAAACAAUUUUUAAUUUUAAA
Anolis carolinensis (green anole) is the source of this 2896-nucleotide messenger RNA. RefSeq names its product neuronal PAS domain-containing protein 4. The coding region runs from base 182 to 2275 and encodes 697 amino acids. Lineage: Eukaryota; Metazoa; Chordata; Lepidosauria; Squamata; Anolidae. Gene Ontology annotation, biological process: regulation of transcription by RNA polymerase II. The record is from RefSeq and is a predicted model, not a curated record. The transcript has 10 exons. Gene Ontology annotation, molecular function: RNA polymerase II transcription regulatory region sequence-specific DNA binding; DNA-binding transcription factor activity, RNA polymerase II-specific; protein dimerization activity.